CACUUGGAAACUUUAAAAGCUUCGUCUGUCUUCAACUGCAGUGAGACCAAAGCUUGGCUGCAUGGACCCGUUAGUUUUAGACUUUUUCUUCAAGCGAACAGGCCAGGCGCGUGGAUUUGAAAUCAAACAAAAUGUGCGACUACAAACGAGAAUACUCCUAUGUUAUGGACGACAGCGCCUUUGAGGGCGAUGUCUCGAUGGCGAGUUUUGACAACGGCUUUGAAAACCUGUGGGUGCAAGUUGCCGAGGAGCUGCGCCGCGAGAGGGAAAUGAACGAACUGGACCAGCUUUUCCAACAAAAGUUGAGUCUGAGUCCGCAAGCACAUGGGGAUCAAUGGAUGUUUUGAUGCAGAUCCCAGACGACGGCCGCUGUGAUAUUAUUAAAGUUUUACAUAGAUAAAUUGCCAAUAGAAAUGACCUUCGCUGGGGCAUUUUCGAUAAAUGCUCGAAGAAUUCGUAUAAUCAGAAGUCCAUAUGUAUAAGAAGUCCGGUUAGGUAAGGUUUUUGUAUACCGCGUUCUUUAGAGCUAACAUUUUCGUUAUCUGUAAAUUGUAUUUAUUCGUUCAAUCUUACGCGUUCCAUUUUUUAUAUUUGUUAAUUUAUCAACUAAUCGAUUUAUACAGAACCUAUGUUGGUCCUCAGUGUAGAAAAUGUAACAUACGGCAAAUGUUUGCCAUCGAUUUAUAUUUAUUUUAUGUGGAAAUAACUUCCUCACCUCCACACCAGGAGAUCACCUAUUGUAUAUAAAAGCUAGAAGGAAGCAUCGCGCAUCCUCACCCCCACAUGAUUAGAUAAAGUUAUCAACAUCCAACCCUCUAUC
Molecule: messenger RNA, 820 nt
Organism: Drosophila subobscura
Lineage: Eukaryota; Metazoa; Arthropoda; Insecta; Diptera; Drosophilidae
Exons: 2
Coding region: 132-347 (71 amino acids)
Source: RefSeq, a predicted model, not a curated record